AUGGUGUGGUCGUCUCUGGAGAAGUGGAAAGCAACAACCUGGAUGUGGAAGUUACUGAGUCAGAAUUGGAAACUGAAGAAAAAAGAAUGGAGGAGAAAUCCACAAAGGAAUUGGACAGCAACAUUUUGGAUGUAUCAUCCGAUUAUCCAAGAGAGAAACAUAUUUCAAUUCAAAGACAUCUUACUGAUCUGCUGAAACUAGCUGACCUGAAAGAAGAAGAAAAGAAGCCUUGUCCAUUGUGUCCUGAGGAGCAAUACAAAGCUUGCUAUAGCCACAAACUCUAUCGUCACCUUCAGAAUUUCCACUGGAAAGUUUCUGUUGAGUUUGAAGGGUACAGAAUGUGCAUCUGCUACUUACCUUGUCGUUCAGUAAAACCAAAUCUUGUUGGAGACCAGACAUUUUCAAAGAUGGGAGCCCAUUACCAUUGUAUCAUCUGUUCAGCAACUAUCACACGAAGAACUGACAUGAUAGGUCAUAUUAAUCGUCAUGUGAAUAAAGGAGAAACUGAAUCAAGGUUUAUUACAGGUAGGNNNNCUUCUCGUGAAGUGCUGAAAGAGUCAGCCACAGAUGUGCAGGUUCUUCCCAACUACUCCACGCCUCAGAAAACAGAUUCCUAUUUUAAUCCAAAAAUGAAACUCAACAGGCAAUUGAUAUUCUGUGCGCUCGCCGUUCUAGCUGAGGAACGUAAACCCAUAGAAUGUCUGGAUGCUUUUGGUGCCACUGGCAUAAUGGGAUUACAAUGGGCAAAGCAUCUGGGAAGUUGUGUGAAAGUUACAAUCAAUGAUUGUAAUGAAAAUUCCGUAACACUGAUUCGGGAAAACUGCCAUUUAAACAAAAUGAGGGUGAAACUGAACACUAAGGAAGAUGAUGAUGAAGCUAUGGGAGAUGGAGAAGAAAACACUGACACCAUUGAGGUGACAAAAAUGGAUGCCAACGUGAUAAUGCAUCUGAGAUCAUUUGAUUUUAUGUAA
Messenger RNA from Antrostomus carolinensis (chuck-will's-widow), 971 nucleotides. RefSeq names its product TRMT1-like protein. Gene Ontology annotation, biological process: tRNA N2-guanine methylation. The record is from RefSeq and is a predicted model, not a curated record. The transcript is spliced from 8 exons. Gene Ontology annotation, cellular component: nucleus. Lineage: Eukaryota; Metazoa; Chordata; Aves; Caprimulgiformes; Caprimulgidae. Gene Ontology annotation, molecular function: tRNA (guanine) methyltransferase activity; RNA binding. The annotation marks the transcript as partial.